AACAUUUAAGCUUCUUUCUCUCUCCUCCCCUCUCUCUUUCAACAUCAUUUCUCUUAUCAAGUACAACCUCCCCUGAAACCCAUAAAAAUAUUUUUUACACAACAAACAGAAUCAAUAGAAGAUCACCCAUAAGCAUGGAUAGCACCCACUCACCGGCGGCGGGUGGGUCCCACCACGAGCUACAAGAGUCGCAUCCGCAGCUCCCACCAGGGUUCCGCUUCCACCCCACCGACGAAGAGCUCGUCGUCCACUACCUUAAGCGAAAAGUCCAGUCUACCCCUCUUCCUGUCGCCAUCAUCGCCGAGAUCGACCUCUACAAGUUCGACCCCUGGGAACUUCCUGCUAAGGCUGUGUUUGGGGAGCAAGAGUGGUACUUCUUCAGCCCUCGGGAUCGGAAAUAUCCGAACGGAGCACGGCCAAACCGUGCAGCGACAUCUGGUUAUUGGAAGGCUACAGGGACUGAUAAGCCUGUUUUAAGCACUGGUAAUGAGAAAGUGGGUGUGAAGAAAGCUCUAGUUUUCUAUGGUGGUAAACCUCCAAGAGGUGUGAAAACUAAUUGGAUUAUGCAUGAAUAUCGUUGGGUUGACAGUACUAAACCCACCAAUAACAAACCCCCUGGUUAUGAUCAUUGCAACAACAAAAAAGGAGGAUCAUUAAGGUUGGACGAUUGGGUGCUAUGUCGGAUAUACAAGAAGAGCAACACAAGUCGGGCGAUGGAUCACGAGCGAGAAGAUUCGAUGGAGGAUAUGAUGAUGAUGGGAACAAGUUUGUCGUCGAUGUCGAUGUCGAUGUCGAUGUCGAUGUCGAUGUCGAUGUCCAUUCCAAGCUCAAUAAACAACAUGGGACAUGAUCAACCACUUUCGAAACCGACAACAAAUUCUUUGAACUAUGGUUCUUUCCUCAACACCCAUGUCGAUCAACAAGGUUUGUUCGAGGGGAUGAUGGGUGGUGGUGUUCAUGUUCAUCACCAAGGCAUGGACCCUGGAACUCCAACCUCUAUGUUGCCGCUCAAGAGAUCCCUCCCAUCCCUAUAUUGGGGCGACAAUAAUGACCAUGACACCAGUGGCGGCGCUAUUUGUGGUGCUCAAAGUCCUAGCAAGAGGUUGUCGAUGCUCCAGAUGAGUAUCGAUAAUACUAACAAUAACAAUAGCAGUGAGGAAAGUGGAGGAAGGAGUGAUCAUCAUGAGAACAACAACAACAACAACAACAAUAUUACUUCAAUGUCUAAUCUUCUCAACCAACUUCCUACUCAGACAACUCCUCCACCUCCGUUGCACCAACAACAACAACAACAACAACAACAACCGAUGUUAGGGGGUCUUUCGGAUGGGAUUUUCCGGCAACAACCAUAUCCUCUUCCUGGAUUAAACUGGUACUCGUAAUCCCGGCCCCCUAGCCUACGAGUUCCACUUUAAUUAAUGGUCAUUUUUAAGAUACAUGAUUAUUAUUAUUCAUAUUUUUCAUCUAUCAUUCUUAACCUUGAUCGAAUUCUACUUCCUAUGCAGCGCUAAGGUACUUGUAGUACUAGUGUAUAGCAUAUACACUUAGCUUAGUCAAUAGUCAUAUAUCUUACGAAGUAUAUUAUACACUUCCAUUAAUUAGGCAUGUAGCUAGCUAGGGUAUUAAAAGAGAGUUUUCUGUUGUUGAAGAGAGAUUUGUAGUAUAGGAGAGGCAAGGGGCGGGGGUAUGGUGUUUGAUUGAUUAAUGGGCCUCCUAGUGUAAUUAGCAAUAAUUGCAUGAUCAUCCAGUUGAUAAUGCGCGCAGUAUCAACAACAACAAAAAAAAGCAGGGAAAAAAACCAUCUAGUACAUAUAUUUGUAUAAAAUAUAUUCAAUAAUAGUUCUAAAUGGAAUAUUAUUGUAGAAAUUAAUAAAAGACAAGCUUAUUUUGUGACAAAUUUGCAUUUGCUAGGUUACAUAUUGCUCUUAACUAGCCCCUUUUGUAUAAAGAAUUAUUGUAUUAUUAUAGAGAUGAAUAUUUAUAGAUAUUUCUUGUUUCUAUUA
Spinacia oleracea (spinach) is the source of this 2003-nucleotide messenger RNA. Its product is annotated as NAC transcription factor 29. NCBI's taxonomy places the organism in Eukaryota, Viridiplantae, Streptophyta, Magnoliopsida, Caryophyllales, Amaranthaceae. Bases 135 to 1382 code for a protein of 415 amino acids. Gene Ontology annotation, molecular function: DNA binding. The record is from RefSeq and is a predicted model, not a curated record. Gene Ontology annotation, biological process: system development; regulation of DNA-templated transcription. The transcript is spliced from 3 exons.